Trypanosoma conorhini is the source of this 594-nucleotide messenger RNA. RefSeq lists its product as uncharacterized. The coding region runs from base 1 to 594 and encodes 197 amino acids. The record is from RefSeq and is a predicted model, not a curated record. The transcript has a single exon. Lineage: Eukaryota; Euglenozoa; Kinetoplastea; Trypanosomatida; Trypanosomatidae.
AUGAGUGUCCUCGUUUUUGCGUCGCCUGCUCUGCUUCCCCGCUCUGCCUGCGCCGCUGCCCAACCCCCCUCCGCUUCUCUCUGCUCUCUUCUCUCUUCCCCCGCCGCUCCGGGCGCGUGUGUGAAGCUCAAGCCAACUGGGGAGGCGCCGCAAGAGAGCCACGGAGCGGCGUCAGCGGAACACGCGCGCCCACACCCCGGUGAGACCACAACAGGCAUUUUGACCUGCGUCGCUGCGCCUCGAGGCGGGCACAGAAGCAACAGCAGGGCGGAGGAGGGAAGCGGCCACGCCACGCAUGCCGGACGCCCCGCAGCAGCCGACGAAGCUGGACGAGCCGAACCGGCAGGCGCCGCCCACGCCGCACCGCGCGCCCGGCGCACAGGCCGCCCUAGCGAGCAGCCCCGGCGAGGCGCCCGUCCUGCAGGGGAAGGGGCCGCGCGGGGAGUGAAGCGGGACGCGGGCGCGCGUGCGUUGCCCUGCGGCGCCCUGGCGAAGCUGGCGGUAGAGGGAGGAAGAGGACCUGCGGAGGCCCGAGAGAAGAGGGCGGAGGCGCAGGCAAGACGGAAGCAAGGCGCUAGUAUGAAGCAAAGAUGA